AUGGCGCUCGAGACGAUAUGGAUAGGCAUGACGCCCAGUGCCCGCAACUCACUCAUAGCAAUGUGUGUGCUAUGGGUGCUGUUUGCAGGAGUUCUCGUGCUUCGAGUUCGGGGACGUAUGCGUGGACCGGGUUUGGGACUGGAUGAUGCACUGUCCAUUGUUGCACUGGUCUUGACUACGAGUACCAUCGGGCUCAAUGUUGCUGUCUUCACCAGUGGAGUGGGUUAUGAUUUCGACCCCAACUCUCCAGUCUUCCCAAUAUUGGUGAACAACAUAUCCUUCAUCAUGAAGAUCACAUUCAGCUACACGCUAGUCUACAUCUGGGCCCUCGCCGCACUCAAACUCUCCCAAAUCGCCCUCUACCUGCGAGUAUUCUCGUUGGAACUGCGGUGGCACGUCUACAUCACCGGCAGCAUCGUCAUCCUCUGGGCGCUCAUCUUCAACUUCCUCUUCAUCUUCCUGUGCGACCCGAUUGCCCAGCAAUGGACCGUCGAUCGCAUCGGGCACUGCCUGGAUCAGAUUCUUCUCCUGAAGAUGUUGAUCCUCACAAACAUGAUCACCGACCUCAUGAUCGUCGUGCUGCCCGUCCGAUGUGUAUGGAAGUUGCAGAUGCGCAAGACGGAGAAGUUUGCGGUCCUCGCCUGUUUCGGUAUUGGGCUUGCGUGCGUGGUCAUUAGUAUCGCACGCUUUAUCCUCAUGUACACCAUCGGUAAGAGGGAUUCCUCACAUCUGUCCUUUUGCGACGUGGACACUGAUUUGGAUACAGAUCUCCUGAGUAACUUGACGGGUACUUCGCUUACGACCUUCAUGCUGUGCACAAUCGAGCUCAUGCUUGCCGGUCUGUGCAUCAGCAUCCCCAUGCUUCGUCCCUUCUACAUCCAGUGGCGCGCAAAGUACAAGCAAUCAUCUUCAGGCCACAGUGGACAAGCGAGUACCUCUGGCCCUGGGCCCCUGCGAUCCAACGAGGCGAGGCCGGGCCUCUACACCCAGUGGCUCGAACUGCACGACAAAGACCAGACCCACGUCUCAGUCUCCUACGACGACAACAAUUCAGAGCGAAAACUCACAGAAACACAGUCCCCUCCGGACGCAAUUCACGUCUCCAAGAACUGGGAGGUUACCCACAACUAA
Plenodomus lingam JN3 is the source of this 1131-nucleotide messenger RNA. The record is from RefSeq and is a predicted model, not a curated record. NCBI's taxonomy places the organism in Eukaryota, Fungi, Ascomycota, Dothideomycetes, Pleosporales, Leptosphaeriaceae.